Messenger RNA from Hylaeus volcanicus, 8429 nucleotides. Its product is annotated as transmembrane protein 114. Gene Ontology annotation, cellular component: plasma membrane. NCBI's taxonomy places the organism in Eukaryota, Metazoa, Arthropoda, Insecta, Hymenoptera, Colletidae. Bases 2971 to 3717 code for a protein of 248 amino acids. The record is from RefSeq and is a predicted model, not a curated record. The transcript has 7 exons.
ACUCCUGAAUUAUGAAAUAGGAAAAAGGAAGAAUAGUAAUAUAAAUAAAAAUAUAAUAAAUACGACAUGAAGUAUACAAGUUAAGUGAUAUUUAUGAAAGUACCAUUAGCGAGUAAAAAUUAUUUAUGCGCAAUGCGCAUUAUGCAUAUUUUACAAGACGGAUCAAAAUUGAAUUAAACUGAACAGAGCCGAGAAAAACUCAAUCGUUUAAUGUAAAUCAACAUUGCGAAGGAUACAAUUUAUGCUGUCAGAAGGAAUUUUCUAGCAUUGCAGUGUUGACAUAAAUUAUUUGAUACACAGGAGGGUGUGGCAGAAAAUAACAUUAGGAAUUUAACUACUCCUAAUUCGAGCUUUUAGCGCUAAUAUAUUCAGAGCAUGACCUUAAUGGCUUUCGGUUAUUAAGCAUUUCAGUAAUACUUUCAUUAUAUUCAUUGUGUCUUAAACAUGAUGACACUACGAGAAUUCGUUCUAAAAACUGAGCAAUUAUUUCUGCCUUUGGCUCUUGUAAAUAUUGUCUCCAAAGAAAUAUUAAAUAACGUGACUAAAUAAAAUCAUAAAUUCAUUUAACAAAGGAAAUUCUGAUAGCAACAAAUUCAAUGGUUCUUACAGUAUCUAUUGUUGCGGCAGUUUAAAGUAGAACUUUAAUAAACAAAAAAGUAAUUGUCGCCAUCGAGGUGGAAAAUUAUCAAGAGUCGUGCUUUGAAGGGUAGCAAAAGAAUUCAUGGCGAUCGCGCGACAAAUGAAAAUUAAUUCGCAGAAAAUUUCUCGCAUAUUUUCCAAAUAUAAUAGUCUGUACAUAUUUUGUAUAAUAAUAUUUACUGAAAUAUUAAAUGAUACACACAUAUGUAUUAACGUUUAUACAUUGUUAUAAAUUACGAUGUACAUAUUUCAUUGAAAUGAAUUUCCAACACAGUAAUAUUUUCCUCGGUGACGAUUUUCGUAAUAACUGGCUUAUCAAAAGCUUUUAAUAAAACACGCAUGCUGGGGAAUAUAUUCGAUUUAUCUGCAAAUAUUUACACAGAUUUUCAAACAAUAUGAAAUUCGUUUAAAUGUUCACCACGAUUGCAUUCACAAGCGUAAUUAAUUAUUUAAAAAAACCUGAUUUUAAAGCUGUUUUCGAAAAACCCAUAUUAUGAAUGUUCGAUAGAGUCUAAUAAAUAUUUUACGAAGGUAAUUUUACCUCAAAAUGAUGUUGCUUGUAUAUCUGUUGGUUAAGCAAUUUAAUUUAUUAUUUGUUAGCAAUUGUCUCAUUUAAUUUCUAACAAUACAAACAAACUUUAUCGUUAACUAUUUCCCGUACCAAAAAAAUUGUAUUCUCACGCACUGUUUACGCUUUUAAUGUUUGGAACUGUACUCUGUUUUCUUCAACUACACCACCUCUGAUUUUCUACACUUGAAAAGCACACGGAGGUCCGUCGAGAGAUUCUUGAAGACGAGAUUCAUUCAAGUAUGUGCUCAUCCAACGUAUCGCACUAUCGAACUUUUCAUGAAAAUGGACCGCAAUACGAAGAAAAUUCUGUUCCGCACUGUUUCCUCGUGAAACGAACACUUGUACUAGUUGUACCGUUCGUUACCGGACACCUUGUAUUUUGGAUCAUCAGAAGACGGAUAAAGGGCACGAAACGAUGGCACGGUUCCGGGAAAAAAGGGAGCAAUACUCGUAAAUAGCAACGGUGGGCGUCGACUAUAUGGCCUAACAGCGGCACACGUUGGCUUUAUCAGCAUUUAUAACUCCAUGCGCAGUUCGUGCAGCUGCAGCUGCGGUUAAAUAAACUACGUGCAACGCCAUGCUUUGGGCUUGUAAACGAAUAAAACAAUGGCGUGUGCAUUGACGUCAUACGUGCAAUAAAAAACGAUGAACAUCGAUAACGUUUGAACGGUCGACUUUUACGUAUCGUUAACGCUUUCAGACGGAAUGGCUCGCGUACGUCUACCCUGUAAUCUUAGUCCAGUCCGUCGACGCACGUCGCUUUUCUCGUUUUGCGUCGUUCCUUAUUCGUUCUGGCCAUCUAUCGGAAGUGGUGAUUCGCGCAAAAUUUUAAUGGAAUAAUGGAAUAAACAAGGAACCAGAAGCCCAGACAAUAAAGAAAGACAUGGAAGUCACCGAAUGGAAUUCAUCGAUCGAAAUGACAAAUAUGACUACAACGAGUACCAGGGAAAAAUAAUGAUGUUUGACAAUUAAAUUGAUGUGAAGAGAAACAGAGAUUAGAGGAGAAAUAAAUCAAGAAAUCUUUAUUUCAAAGAAACAAAUAUUCGAUCAGCAGUAAAAGGCGAAGAAGUUUAGUUUUGUGUUAAAACUAAAAAAUCAGCGAAAUGUAUGAAAGUACUCUGCAAAAUUAAUUAAGAAAAUAUUACGAAUACAACAGCGAAAUAUAAAAAAAACCUUUAAAGGAAAUGAAAGAAUGUAAGAAAGUAUGUAAUCAACAUAUUAAAAGAAUAAUCGAGUCUAAUGUGACGUCGCACAUCCUUCAAGAAAUAAUAUAAAUUUAGAAUCUACAAGUAUGUAGACAAGUGAAAAAGUGAUGGUUUAAAACAGAAAAAUUAUAAAAUAAUAUUUAACACACAGUCUUAAAACGUACUUCAAGUUUAACUAAAACAGCAACAAAUAAAGUGUUAUAAACGUGGUAAAAACUUUCAUGUAAAAUAAACGCGACUCGCACAUCAUACUUAAUUGAUAAAAAAAAGAUUAUCAAAAGGAACUCAGAACACGUCUAUCUUUCUGAAAAUAAAAUGAAGUUUCGUUUUAAUAUUUCGAAAUCUGCGUAACCUUUUUUAUUAAACACUUGCUCAAAGGAAUUCCGAUGAAAAUUUUGUGAAAACGUUUUCCCUAACAUGUAGCGAAUGAGUAUCUGCAGUGUGGUGGCGCAUUCAGUUCGUAAACCGAUUAAACCGAGCCACAAAGGAAAGUAAAGAUCGUAAAAUUGGUACCGGAUACGAGUUUCCGAAUCGAUAUCAAGAAAAUUGAUCGAAAUGGCGAGUCGAAUGAAGUCGCUGUACAAUCAGGUUAUCUUUGAGAGGCGAAUUCUUCUGGGUUGCACGGUUCUCGUGGGAUUAUCAGUUUGCGUAUGGUCGGUGGCCAUUGGAACCAAUCAUUGGUUCACCAUUAAAGCACCGAACGAAGAAGGUUUACCUCUCGGAGAUGCGGGUAAAGCCGGUAGAAAAUUGAUCUACAAACAGAUGGGUCUAUGGAGUAGCUGUACCCAUGGCUUGGCACCGGAGUCUGUAAAUUCCAGUACCAUGAUACCUUACAAAGAGUGCAAGAAUCAGAACAUGUUCCCGACUGAAUUGCAGAUCAAACUGGAUCCAGGAUUGAACAGAACUGUCCUUAGUUACUCGAGGACACAGGUAUCGUUCGCAGUAAUCAGUUUAUUUGUGAUGAUAAUGGGCUUUAGUUUCUCGAUUUACACGUUCCGGAAUCCACGAUACAUGUUCAAACGACUGGCCGGCGGAAUACAUUUCAUCAGCGGUGCAUGUAACAUGGUGGUUAUACAGGUGCUCCUGUCAUCGAUCGAGUUCGAGAGCCAAAAUGUGUCCGCGACGUUUCCAACGGGCGCGAUUAUGAGGUACGACUUCUCCCUGAUCCUUGCAUGGAUCGUGUUUCUCUGCAAUCUGCUGGCAGGAUGCGCCUUCAUGCUGUUCUCCAGGAAGAGGAAGAGGGACAAGGCGCCCACCGAAGAGAUCGCAAUGGCCGACGAACCGACCAUCAUCGGGCGUUGAUCCAUUUAUCCGUCAUUUGUGCCUAGACAGACUCGUGUCAGAAGAAACUUGUGAAUUGGGGGACACGUCCGUCAGAAGAAAUGUUAUGUACAUACGCAUUGUACGUGAGGUAACACGGCGAUCGUUCAUAGACACUGCUUCGAAUGAUGGGCUCACAAUGUCAUCGAUAUUGCAAAUCUUGUGGUUACAAUAUUGCGGUCAUUCGUUGAGAAACUUAAUAACAGGACUCGUUGUCUUGGUUCGGUGAAUUGUAGAGUUAUCUUCCCACAAAUUCAUGCCACUUGUUGUUUUGCUAUUCGAAUUAAUAUAUAGAAUGUACCUCUAAGUGUUAUUAAAAAAUGUAAUUAUUGUUCCUUUUUACGAUAUUUCUCCACCAUCCUGGCGAAGUCAUUUUAUCGUCGCCAUAAAAUUAUUGUAUUUCUAUUUAGUAAGUAUAAGCACAAUUUGCGGCACGAAAUUAUGGGAUGAUAUACAUUCUGGUUAAUUAAUUAAUCUUUUGGAGAAUUGUGGAUUGCACCUGCAAGAUAAAACGUUGACUAAUUAAUUAAUCUUUGUGGAAAAUUGCGAAAAUGCUGUGAUUUAUUCAUUCAGUCUUUCAACGUGUAACCUUUUAAUAAAGUACCUUUUAAGGAUGGCAAUGAAUAUAUCGGUUUGCAUAUGGAAAAUAAAAACAUUGCUAGUAAUCUUAAUAACUACGGUGUACAGUACUAGUUUAUCAUUCGAAACUUAAUAAAACUUUCUUUCUUUGCACUGCAGACAAGUCCAUUGAACCGUCGCUUGUUUGUAUUAUUUAUCAAUAGAGUACUCGAAGUACAGUUGCUUAGAACGUUGUUCUCGGUAGGCACAAUGACCCCAGCUGGUUUUAAAAUUGCAAUCUAUGUUAAAUGUACAGAUCUUGUAGAAAACUUUGGCUUCUAACGUAACAGGGUACUAGUAACUCUGAAUUUUGACCGAAUUGUAAAGCAUGAAACUGAAAUUGCCAUUUACAUGCGUACAGAGCUCGUUGUUUCUAUCGAGCUCAAACAAACCGUUGAUAUCGGCUGAAUACUAAAACUCGAUUGCAUUGCUAUUCCCCGCAACAUCUCACCCCCAUCCCCAAGUGGUUCGAUGAGCCAACAUAAUUGUAAGACACAGUAUCCUAUCGAAAUAGUAGAGAGUCGCGAAUUAUCUCACUGUUUCGUUACAAAUUGUUGAUGAAGAAGUUUACAGCGAGAACAAUUCGAAACUGGAUCAACGAUAAAUGCUAUUUUUGUACUACACCAGAUUAUUGAAAUUUAAGAUACUAUUAAUCGGGACCAUUGAGGGAAAAUCAUCAAAAGAUCUCGUUUACUUCGUUCUGCCAAGAUCAUUUUUUAUUGAUUUCACGUGAAAAGAGACUUUUUCAAAUGUAUCGAUAUCCAAGAGAAAUUCAAUAUUUUUAUUUACAGAAUAUAAAUGGUCCAAUAGCAACAAUUUAAAAUAUUAGAUAUACUAACAUGUAUUUUUCCACGCUAUUCUAUAACUCUACUCUAAACUGCAGAUCGCAGUUAGGUUCUUAUCCUCGUCACUUGCUUGUGGCCGAAGAUCGUUGAAGAUACUUAAAUUUUAAGAAUACGUCUCUAUAAUUAGAGCAAAUGGUACGAAAUGUAAUUAAGGAUCUUUUCUUAUCAUCGUGUGACUUUCUAGUCAACUUAUUGUGAGAAAGUAGGGGGCAGUUCUAUUAGCGUCUACUUGAUAGGAGAAUUUCUAUUUUUCUUUAACGAUAAUGCUGUUUAACAAUAAAAUUAAAUAUUGGUACGCGAAGAUGUCUAAAGUCAUGGUUUCUUUUAUAUAAUGAAUGUAAAGAGGAGAAAAAUGUUAUUGUUCUCGACUUUAGUACGUUAAUUUCAGAAAUUCAUAUUUGCAUUAUUACUGUCACUUCGGCAAUUUUUAUCAAAUGUUUAAUAGAUCUUCAAAAGACAUCUUUCUUGCGUUUGAAAAGUUCAAAUAAAACUCGAUUUUCACUUCGAAAGAGUUAAUAAAACAAACGCUGUAGCAGCUUCUAGAUUUCAGAAAACAGAAACGUUCAAAGGGUGCUCUGUGUAUAUGAAAAUAGAAUUUAUAACGAAAGUAUGGCAUUCUGACUAGCCACUGUGAUCAGAUAGUAAGCAGAAUAAUAACAUUUAUCUGUAAAUAAGUAUUCAGACGUAAUUGUUAUCCGAACGGAUCAAGUUGCUUGACUAUCAUGCUAAAGUUACGAAAGAUAAAAUCAACAUUUGAUGUCACUACCAUUUUCUAUGAGAGAAAAUAGAAUUUAAAGGUUAAUUAAUUUGAAUUAAUUUUUAUAUCGUCAUCGGCAUACAUUCGUUCCAUUAAUUACGAAAAUAAUCUAUGUACAACUUCAAAGUUUGAGGAACCUGCAAUUUUAGGUGGAAUUAUCCUAAAAUUUCCAAAGAAACAUCACUUUUCGAUGACAUUACCAUUUUUGUGAAUGAGCCAUUGUGUUUUUAGAAUUUCAAAAAAGGUAACGUCAAAUGAUUGGCAAUUGAUACAUUAUUUACUUGUUUCUAUGAUUGUACUUGUCUUCAUGAAUACUUACUUCGUACCAGAAUGUUCAGUCGUUUUACCCUGAGAAGGUCCACGCUUUAACAAUUAAUUCGUAUCAAUUAAUUUAAAGUAAGUUUAUCAAAAGAUAUUAUUUAUAGACAAAUAAAAAUAAAAUCGAAAGUCUUGAUAGCCUUGGCAGGGUAAAAAUGACUAUUAAGAGUAACCUAGUGGCUUUAAGUUAAGGCUGUAAUUGUCCACGCUAUCCCGGUCAACAGUUGUACAACGUCUGUACUUGGUGUAUGCAUAAGUUUUGUAGGUUUCGUAUAAUUAAACGCAUUUAGUUCAUAAAUGCCAAUAAAUCGUUUCUUAUUACCAAAUGUUUUUGAUGUUGCCAUGACUAGUCAACUUGCACUCAAACAAAUGUUAACUGAUCAUACUUAUUGACAUAAUCUCGUUUUUAGCUCGUUUGUUAAGUGUAGAUUCCAUUUGGUUAAUAAAGUAAUUCAGCACAAAAAUCUGCAAACCUUAUGCACCUAAUAUAAUUACAACGAUUUUCUUUUUUCUAAAACGAAAAUCAAAGAUUGUUAUCGCGAAAUUAAGCGCUACGAUAUAAAAUUAUUCAACACGAUAGUUAAUUGCGUCUACGAUUCUAGUCAGAAUUAUCAUGAUCACAAGCUCCACAACAUAAUCAAGGCCAUUUCAUUCCUUAUAAAAGGGAAUCAACUACCGAUCUUUUUAGAUAAAGUAUUUCACGCUAAGAUAUCAAGCAAUUUAAUAUGAUUACCUAGUUUAUAUUUCUAGUCAAAUUUAUCAUAAUAAUCAGUUUUACAAUGUCUACGUAACGAAAGCGAUUUAAAUCUCCAUCUUUUCCACGAGAAAGUAUUUUAUAUUAAAGUACCAAGCUACUCAAAUUUACUAUUAACUACGUCUACGAUUGUACUCUAAGUUAUCAUGAUCGUCCGUUCUACAGUAUUUAUUAUACAUAAUUAAGACGACUCGUUGAAAGAUCUUCUAAUUAUGCGAAUGAUCGAUCGAGUUUUCAAGAAUGGAAGCAGAGUGAAUAAAUUUUAGCAGAUUUUGAUCUACCUCUGCUUGUAACGUAUUAUUAAACAUAAAACACAGUAUUGCGUGUAUAACUUACUUUUCUAACUCUUUACUGACACCAUUCUGACUCUCUAGAGCUCAAUUGGACGCUGUCUAUGUAAUCAAGGCGGUUUUAAUCCCCGGAAUAAGGGAUGUUUAUGUCCGAAGACAUAAUUUUGUGUUCUGUUAAGAAUUUAAACACGAUUUCUUAUUCUCAACAAAUGCUGUUUCCUCUCAAUUUAACGUUAUGUACAAAUGUUUCAAUUUUCUGGCACUGUGGAAAUUAAGAUUUCCUCGACGACGGAGGUCUUAUGUUUGUUUAUUUAUUAUGGACUCAUAAAGUGUGCGAGGACUUACAAGAAACUUACAUGUCAGCUUGCAGACAUAAAGGGCAAAUACUUAACAUGUAUAUUAUUUAUAUUCCCAUUUGCAAUGCAUUGAACAAUAUGUGUUUGUUUGAGUUUCAAGUUUGUUGUCCAAUGAAUCUCCAUUUAAACGAAUCAACGUUCGCCAAUUGAAAUGAUAUACUUUAUGUCUCGAAAUGUUUUAAGCAAAUGCGACAUAUUCGGUGAAUACAAUUUUGUAUAGACUAAAUCCGACAUAUAAUUCUUUUAAAAAAUAUUAUGCGAAAUGGUAUGCUCAAAAUAAUUAGAAUAUAAUAUUCUUGAAUAAGGUAUAUAAUAAUCCAUAACUUAUUCACAGCUCACAUGCGACAAAAAUAUUCAACAACCAUGAGGUAUGUUAAUUAUCUGCGCAGUAUAAUUCACUGUAAUUUGCAACAAAUUACAUGCAGCAUGAGUAUGAAAACUUUAUUUCAUAUCCACAUGGACAUGCUACAUUAAUAUUACUCAUAUGUUGAAAUAUUCUAAGUUAUCGUUCAGUUUUCGCGAAAGAAUUAUUAUAUUGUUUGGCGAACGUUUGUUUAAACAUGACUUACACGGGAAUGUCUCGUUGAAAGUUCCUUCGCCUUUUGCUUGUUAUAUAUAAGCGGUUGCCCACACGAUCUGAUAAAAGACAUACAUACAAAUAUACAUACACAUAUACUUUAUACAUGUGUACGACAAACAUGAGAAUGAUUGUAACAUGAUCUUUUCCAUGAUCGAAAUAAAGCGUAUUCACGUAUA